AUGCCACCCAAGGGGAGAAGAGGACCGUCCGGUCCCUGGGGCAGACUCAAGCCCGUAGUGCAAGACCCCCUAGAGAGCAUAGGGCUGCCCUCAAAAGGCGACAACCGGCUGCUCGAGUUCAGCACGCAGGAGAAGUACUACACCAAGAUCAUGGAGCGGUACAUGGGGUUCUGCUCAGAUGCGGGCAAGCCGGACGAGCUGCUACGGAGGUUCUCCGCCCUCGAGAUCGGCGAGAGCGCCGGACCGUCUGCCUCGCCUACCUCAACGGCCUCCACUGCUUCAUCAGGAGCGCCGCCGACACCUUCACUCAGCCUGUUGCAGAGCCCGGCGAACACAAAGGGCCUGUCGGACGUCAUGAUGGCGCUGCGGAAGCUAAGGGAAGGCAUCGUGGCGUCGAAGCGCGUCGACGACUUCGCCGUGCAGGCCUACCUCUUCUGCGUCCGCCUCUCCGUCCUGGUCAAGCACCCGGAAUCCUACCACCCGGCCAUCCUGUACCUACUGAGCACUCUGCACCCGCAGCAGCCCCUCACCUCGGUCGAGCUACAGGAGGUGGUGGCGUACCUGGUCCUGGACGCCGCGUGCCGGAGGGGCCAGAUGUCGGAGGCGUACUCGAUCCGGCGCGAGUACGGGCUGCGGGACCCCAAGGUCGACGCGGUGCUGGACGCGCUGGCGCACGACAACUACGUGCGCUUCCGGAGGCUGAAGCAGAGCGCGGACGGGCACAGGGCGCGCAUCAUGGACUGGGCGGAGGGGGAGGUGCGGAUGCAGACGCUCAAGGCGGUCGGGAGGGCGUACCUCUCGGUGGACCUCGGGUUCCUGGAGAGCGUGACGGGUGCGAAGUGGGAUGAUCUGAAGGGUAAUGACGGCGUGGGCUGGGAGCUGGAGGGGAGCAAGGUGGUCAUCAAGAAGGUCAGGGCCAGGAGCGACGAGCAAACAAUUGAAAUCAUAGUCAAGGGAGAAGUCCUCAUAGCCCAUCGCAGGGUCCUCGUAGAACACUGUGAAUACUUUGCCCGAUGCCUCAAGGAACCUUGGGUCGAGGGCCACAACGGAUCCAUCACGUUUGACGACAUUGAGCCGCGGUACUUGGCCCUCUUCAUCGGCGUCGCAUACAGCCAUAGCUCCAUCGUACCUCUAGCACCUCCAGUCAGCAGCCCGAACCCGCAGGCUAAGCGCGCCCGGACGCCGCUGCAGGACUUUAUCGAGGUCUACAAGCUCUGCGACCGCUUCGUGAGCCCAAAGAUGGCCGACUACAUUGUCAAGUGUAUCCACACGUCGAUUGGCGACGGCCACCGCGCGCUGUACCGGUGCCCGAGCGACGAGGGGCAGCAGAAGGAUCUGAUACGAGAGUUUGCGGAUGGGUUCGAGGCACUGGAGAUGAUGCACCCGGUCCAGAAGGAGAUUGGGAAGAAGAUGAUUCACUACUUUUGCGAGGGCGUCAGCUAUAACAUCUGGGACAAGGCCAUGGAGGAUGUGGUCUCGGACAGGCCGCGGUUCAUCAGCGACGUGUCGAGAGGGUUUGCAUCAAAGCUGGGAACUAUGGAGGCAACGAAACGUGCGAUGAGGCGGAAGGAGCUCACGGGCCCAUGA
Messenger RNA from Clonostachys byssicola, 1587 nucleotides. Lineage: Eukaryota; Fungi; Ascomycota; Sordariomycetes; Hypocreales; Bionectriaceae. The record is from the annotation of a GenBank genome assembly.